AUGGGCGAAAUUGAGAAUUGGAAACUAGGUGGCGAGAAAAAACGAACAAUCCAAAGCUACCUAUCUAGCCGAGAGAUUAUGAUUACAGAAAUGGAUUGUCUUUCCUUGAUGGGGCAGCUAGCGAGCGGCGAGCUUUACUCUCGUGAAGUGACCAUGGCUUUCUGUCAUAGAGCUGCAGUAACUUAG
Molecule: messenger RNA, 186 nt
Organism: Penicillium daleae
Lineage: Eukaryota; Fungi; Ascomycota; Eurotiomycetes; Eurotiales; Aspergillaceae
Exons: 2
Coding region: 1-186 (61 amino acids)
Source: RefSeq, a predicted model, not a curated record